AUCUGAUUCAAAUCAUAUCAACAACUCUCUUGAUCUAACGGUCGUAAAUUCCGGUCGGAAGAUAUAUUAAAACAAUCAAUAAUAGAUUACUUUGUAUUGAAGUCACAAUACAAUCUAACAACUACUGCUUUUUCUUGAUAGUGAAUGUUCAAGCGUAAUAUAAUUGGUGUAGAAUCAUUAAAUGAUUGUACUUCUUGAUUUUACCACUCACCAAACAAAAAAACAAAAAAAAUCUUGUAUUCAUGGGAUAUUGAGAGAGUGGAACAUCCUAGCAAUUGAAUCAUACUUAGAAAUGAUAAUUGAAUUCGAAUUUUUUGGGUGUCUAAUUCGGUUCAAUUAGGAUAAGUUGGAUAAACUUAUGUGUUAAUUGGUUUUGAAUAACUUGCGCGUUUUACUCACUUUGGAAAUUGAUUGGUUGGAUUAGGAGCUACAUUUAUCACAACUCAGCUCAUUUUCCACCUGAUUUGUACCGAAAAAAGCGAAAAGACAUUGUUGUGUAUGCAGUAUGCUACACUGAUAAUAUGAAUAACUUAUAGAAGUUAUAACAAUAUAGUCUUAUGAACGUAAAUAAUUUAUGAAAUUUAUUAGUGGUUAUUACAAAUGUAAAUAAAUGGUACAUGAUUCAAAAAUCGAACAUCUCCCAACAACUCGAGUUAUUGAAAUUAACUGAUUCUUGACAUCGUAUCAAAGUCUUCUCUGAGUGAGAUGUCUUCUGUUCGAAUCUCGAUGACCAUCAUCUAUUUCUAUUCUGUUAAGCACAUGAUAUCCGAACCUGUGCAAAUUUCAAAUCCGUUUUGAGUCAAAUGAAUGUUUUGAGUCAACUUUCAUUUGAGGGGGUGUGUUAGUAAUGGUAUAUGACCCUUAAUCAAACUUCUAUCAACAACUCGAGUUAUUACAACCAACCGGUUCAUAACAACGAUAUAACUGUAACAUAAAUCUUCGAUAAUAUAAGAAUGUAAAUGUUUGGAGAAAUUAUUUGUGAUUCUUCUCAAUAAACCAUAGAUAAGCAUUUGUUGAAUUUUCUCUAACAAAACCCAUCAAUAUUUUGUGUGCAAAUCAUUUUCAUGCUUUUAGCUACUCAUACUAUUCCCACCCUCUAAAAUUAUAAAAAAAAAACACUCAUCAAUUUUUCCUCCUCCCUUCCCACACUCUUAAAACUCUCUCACUGCCUUGCUCCCUAUGUUCUCAAGCUCUCACCGCCGUCCCAACAACAGCCGCCUCACCGCCGCCACCUCCUCCUCCUCCCCCGCUCCUCCUCCGGCAACCAUAGCCAGCACACCUUCCUCCUCCUUCUCCUCUGCUAGCAGAGGAGCCCAUGCGGACCACCACCACGAUGACGACGAAACCGACGACCACGAAACCGAAGUCACGAUACGUGACAUCUACGCGCUGACCCCGCCGCGCCCCCCGCCACCGCCACCGCCGCCGCUCAGCCGCCGCUCCUCGUCGCUGAUGAGCAGCGGCGAGCUGGGGACCACCGCCUCGAGCGAGAACUUCACCACCAUGAGCAGGGAGUUCAACGCCCUCGUCCUCGCCGGCUCGGCCGCCGACACCGGAGGAGGGCCGGAACACGUCACCGCCACCGCCGCCGCCGCCAACGUGAACAACUACUUGGCGAGGAUCGGAGAGGACGACGACGACGUGGUGGUGGAGACGAACCCUCUGGCGAUCGUCGCCGAUCACAAUCCGGUGAUGGCGCCGUGGGGAAGGGGAGGGUCCGCCGCGUCGUCGUCGGCGGCGGCGGCGAUGGGCGGCGGAGGGGGAGGAGUGUCGACGGUGGGGAGGGUGAAGAAGGAGGAAGUGGAGACGAAGAUCGGCGCGUGGCAGAACGAGGAGAUUGCGAAGGUGAACAACAGGUUGAAGAGGGACGAAGCGAUUAUUAGCGGGUGGGAGAACGAGAAAGUGCAGAAGGCUAAUGCCUGGAUGAAGAAGAUUGAGAGGAAGCUGGAGGAGAGGAGGGCUAGGGCACUAGAGAAGAUGCAGAACAAGGUGGCAAAAGCACACAGGAAAGCAGAGGAGAGGAGGGCAUCUGCAGAAGCCAAGAGAGGAACCAAAGUUGCCAGAAUCCUGGAGGUGGCCAAUCUGAUGAGAGCAGUUGGGAAAGCACCAACCAAGAGGUCCUUCUUCUGAAAUAGAUGAGAUAUAUAGAUAAUGAUAUAUAGAUAUAUCUCCCUCUGCUCAAAGAGAAACCCAGAAAAGGAGGUUACUUGAUAGCCAAGUUAAGUGGGGAGGGUUGUUUGGUCCUGUAUAAUGUUUUGAAUUGCAGGGCAAGCAACCGUAGAUAAGGACACCAUUAUGGUCAUGGCUGGGAGUGGAGUGGAGUGACAAGUGAAGGACUAAAACCACAUAGCAAAUAUUUUGCUUCUUGUUGUGUGUGUUGAGGUGUUUUUAGGGUUUUUUUCUGUUGUUGUUUUUGGUACUGUACAGUUGUAAUGUUUCUACUCUGUAAAUAUACUAUCCAACAAAACAUGUACUUUCAUCGAUAGAUUAGCGUUUGGUCGAGUAUUACCUGAGGAUAUUUACAUUCCAGACUCGUUUGUUGGUAGAUCGACGUUUGAUCUGAGUAUCGCCUGUGGAUAUUACAUUCCUUGGCAUCCUCCCUCUAGUGGCCGAGCAUUUGUCUUCACCGACUGCAAUAUCCUCAUUCAAGCUGUUAAAGAAAGCUGCUUCCUUUUUGGCCUUGGAAAUGCACAGCCUGGAUUUCAACAGUAGAGUACAUCAUCAACUCUUACUUCUGAAUCAUUCACUCUAUGAAUACAUAAGUGUGAAGUUAAUUGAGCUGCAAAUCUGUUGUUCUGAAUCAUUCACUCCCUCAAUUAUAACAAAUGAAAGUAGCUAUUCUUAUAGGAACAUGUAUUGUUAAGCAAAUAUCGAUCGUGGAUGAUCAUUGAUUACAUUAGAUACACAAAUUAGUGUUACUUGUAACCUCUCGGCUCUCAGCCUAUAUUUGAAUUCAUAUUACUCAUUGUUGUACAUUCAUGUACAUUGGUAACAGAAAUUUAGGGUUAUAUAAAGUAUAUACCUAUAAAUACAACAUUUCGUU
Molecule: messenger RNA, 3043 nt
Organism: Linum trigynum
Lineage: Eukaryota; Viridiplantae; Streptophyta; Magnoliopsida; Malpighiales; Linaceae
Source: the annotation of a GenBank genome assembly